Hyaena hyaena (striped hyena) is the source of this 2257-nucleotide messenger RNA. RefSeq names its product RAB7A, member RAS oncogene family (gene RAB7A). Bases 236 to 859 code for a protein of 207 amino acids. Gene Ontology annotation, cellular component: phagocytic vesicle; late endosome; lysosome. Gene Ontology annotation, biological process: endosome to lysosome transport; phagosome-lysosome fusion. NCBI's taxonomy places the organism in Eukaryota, Metazoa, Chordata, Mammalia, Carnivora, Hyaenidae. The transcript is spliced from 6 exons. The record is from RefSeq and is a predicted model, not a curated record. Gene Ontology annotation, molecular function: GTP binding; GTPase activity.
GAGGGUCUUUCUGGAUGAGAUGAGCACUUGAGUGUGUAGACUGAGCGGCGCAUGUCGCCCUCGCCCGGUCCGUAGGGCCCUCACUGGAACGAAGGCUGAGCGCGAGAGAACUCACUCCGUCUGCUGUUCUCCUGCCUCUCACCCCGCCUGGGUCCUCGGCUGGCGGCUCUCCUGCUUGUCGGGCCCUCAGCCCACCCGUCUCGGGACUCCUUGGCCUCCAUAAUCACUCUGAAGGAUGACCUCGAGGAAGAAAGUGUUGCUGAAGGUUAUCAUCCUGGGAGACUCUGGGGUUGGGAAGACGUCACUCAUGAACCAGUACGUGAACAAGAAAUUCAGUAACCAGUACAAAGCCACAAUAGGAGCCGACUUCCUGACGAAGGAGGUGAUGGUGGAUGACAGGCUCGUGACGAUGCAGAUCUGGGACACGGCCGGACAGGAGCGGUUCCAGUCCCUCGGUGUGGCCUUCUACAGAGGUGCAGACUGCUGCGUCCUGGUGUUCGACGUGACCGCCCCCAACACAUUCAAAACCCUCGAUAGCUGGAGAGACGAGUUUCUCAUCCAGGCCAGUCCCCGGGAUCCGGAAAACUUCCCCUUCGUGGUGUUGGGAAACAAGAUUGACCUCGAAAACAGACAAGUGGCCACGAAGCGGGCACAGGCCUGGUGCUACAGCAAAAACAACAUCCCCUACUUUGAGACCAGUGCCAAGGAGGCCAUCAACGUGGAGCAGGCCUUCCAGACGAUCGCCCGGAACGCGCUCAAACAGGAAACCGAGGUGGAGCUGUACAACGAAUUCCCCGAGCCCAUCAAACUGGACAAGAACGACCGGGCCAAGGCCUCGGGCGAAAGCUGCAGCUGCUGAAGGGGCGGCGAGAGCAGAGCACAGAGUCCUUCACAGACCAGGAACACACUUCGGCCUUCCUACACGAGCCCCUCCCUUCCCACACACACCAUAAAGUUGUCUCUCGAAUCCAGCUGCCAAAAGAAACCCCAACAGACACCCUCGCCCUUACACGCGUGCGCGCGCGCGACACACACACACCCCUACACCUGAUACGAGCAGACAGACUCCAGCCCAGGCCUGUGACGGCGCCGUUGGGGUCUGCCCGCCCACCGCCUCAGCCCUGUGGCCCCCGACAGGCCCGCGGUAGAAACCGUGCUGGUGUGGAGUCAGCAUCGGAAUCGUAUUCUUUUUGUCCACUGGGGAGAGAGAACUGUUUACAGUUAAUCUGUGUCUAAUUAGUUAUCUGAUUUUUUUAACGGUCUCGUGGUCUUUUUAUCCCCAGCCCCCCCCCCCCCCCCCCCCCCCCCCCCCCCCCCCCCCCCCCCCGCUCCCGUGAAGGCCACCACUUGGGAAGGCUGGUGCCCCGCGCUUCGUUACAGGCUCACGCCCGCUCUGAUCGGGCGGAGUUUUGUAUGUAUCUGUUAAUGCUUGUUACUUUUAACUAAUCAGAUCUUUUUACAGUAUCCAUUUAUUAUGUAAUGCUUCUUAGAAAAGAAUCUUAUAGUACAUGUUAAUAUAUGCAACCAAUUAAAAAUGUAUAAAUUAGUGUAAGAAAUUCUUGGAUUAUGUGUUUAAGUCCUGUGAUGCAGGCGUGUGAGAUGGACGGUGAACCCUGUCUGGAUUUUGCAGAGUGUUAGCGACUCCGAAUUUAGAAGUCCAGCUAGAGGCAGUAUUCUGUACAGUAGACACAAGAAUCAUGUACGCCUUUUAUCAAAGACUUAAGAGCCAAAAAGCUUUUCAUCUCUCCAGGGGGAAAACUGUCUAGUUCCCUUCUGGGUCUAAAUUUUCCAAAAGGUUGAUUUUCAUAAUACAGUGGUGCGUGCAAUGGAUAAGUGGCUGUUUCCGAAGUUAAAAUUCUCAUCUUUCCUCCCCCCCCACCCUGCCCCACCCCGCCCCGCUUCAGUCCCCUGUAGGUCAGCAUCCUACUGAUAAGAGGGAAAGGAAAAUCCUAACACUUCUGUCCUAGUGAUUUUACCUUUGUUCUAGAAGGCGCUCCUUUCAGGGUUGUGGUAUCCUUAGGUUAGCAAACCUUUUUCUCCUCUUCCCCACCGACUCCCGGUAUCGCCCAUCAUUAAUUACCCUGUUUCUUUGGUAUGGAGCCCGGCAGUGUGCCCUCCCUCGGACCCACCCCUGCACUGUAGCUUGCUUAACGGAGCACUUCCCCCUUUCCGGAGGUCUGCAUUCUAGGGUGUGGGCCAAGUUCUUCUGUAAAGAGAUGAACGUGAUGCCAAUAAAAUGUAACAAGAACAAAGAUCA